Messenger RNA from Astrephomene gubernaculifera, 876 nucleotides. The record is from the annotation of a GenBank genome assembly. Lineage: Eukaryota; Viridiplantae; Chlorophyta; Chlorophyceae; Chlamydomonadales; Astrephomenaceae.
CAUCCAUUAAAUACCAUGUAACUAAGCGUUAGUAGGCAAUGGCGCUUCUUGCUACUGGCUUGCCUAGGUUUGUCGUCAGAGCACCACGCGUUCGCUCUGUUUCAUGUCAAUUAUGGCGUGCUAUGCCAAAUCGUUUGGUAGGGAACCGAUUCGCCAGCCAUGCGGCAACACCCGAUUCCUCGCCUGCCGAGGGGGCCGCCGAGCCAUCGUCGCCUGCCCCCCAGAGCAGCAGCGAUGAUGCAAAGGAGAUUGACGAGAAGGAACGCCAACGCCGAGCGAGGAUUAGCGCUGCAAACACGGGGAGGGUGCCCUGGAACGCCGGUCGUAAGCAUUCGCCCGAGACCAUUGCCAAGAUCCGCGAGCGCACCAAGCUGGCCAUGCAGCGCAAGGAGGUGGCGGAGAAGGUGCAGGAGGGCCGUGACAAGGCGGCCAACGCGAGCGCCAGACCGGAUGUGCGGGAGCGCAUCAGCCAGACGCUCCGCAAGCACCACGCAGCCAAGCGGCAAGAGAAGGAAGCGGCGCUAGCGGCCGCCAACCCGGAGGGAGCACCCGCGCCGGCCCCCGCCAAGCGCCGGCGCAGCCCCCGCGCAGCCCACAAGCCGCAGGACGCCGCCGCCACCACCGGCUCCACCGGCUCCACCGCUCCAGCAGCAGACCCGGACACCGGGUCCGCUGCACCAGACGCCCUACCUGACAUACUGCCCAGGCCCAGACGCAGGGCCGCAGCGAGCAGCACCACCUCCUCUUCCUCACCCGACGCUGCGGCCCCUGCCGGCCCCAAGCCUCCCCCCCGCCGCCCCGCCUACCGCUCCCCGGAGCACCGCGCUGCCAUCUCGGAGGCCAUCCGGCGCAAGUGGCAGGACCCGGAGUACCGCG